Molecule: messenger RNA, 1119 nt
Organism: Oryza sativa Japonica Group (Japanese rice)
Lineage: Eukaryota; Viridiplantae; Streptophyta; Magnoliopsida; Poales; Poaceae
Product: probable enoyl-CoA hydratase 1, peroxisomal
Cellular component (GO): peroxisome
Source: RefSeq, a predicted model, not a curated record
CCACAUGCAGUAUUGCAGUGUCAAAAGGUCUCUUCCAAAAAAAAGAGACACGAGCACACGCUACUCCCAUCCCCACUCUCGUCGCUCGUCGGUAUACCAAACCGAAAAGCUAGUCAAUCCGACCCCACCCGAUCCGAUGGCCGCCACAUCGCCGGACUCCGGCGACCUCAUCCUGGUCGAGCCGGCCAAGCCGGGGUCCCGGGUCGCCGUCGUCACCAUCAACCGGCCCAAAGCGCUGAACGCGCUGACGCGGCCCAUGAUGGUCUCACUGGCCGCGGCGUUCCGGCGGCUGGACGCCGACGACGGGGUGGCGGCGGUGGUGCUCGCGGGGCGCGGCCGCGCGUUCUGCUCCGGCGUGGACCUGACCGCUGCGGAGGAGGUGUUCAAGGGCGACGUGAAGGAUCCCGCCGCCGACCCCGUCGUCCAGAUGGAGCGCUGUCGCAAGCCCAUCGUCGGCGCCAUCGCCGGAUUCGCCGUCACCGCCGGAUUUGAGAUCGCCCUCGCCUGCGACAUCCUAGUGGCCGGCCGCUCCGCUAAGUUCAUCGACACCCACGCCAAGUUUGGGAUAUUCCCUUCUUGGGGUCUUUCACAGAAGCUUUCUCGUGUCAUUGGACCAAAUAGAGCACGGGAAGUGUCGUUAACUUGCAUGCCUAUCACAGCUGAAAUGGCGGAGAAGUGGGGUCUUGUUAACCACAUUGUGGAUGAUACCCAGGUGCUGAGUAAGGCAAUAGAGGUCUGUGAGGCCAUUGCAAGGAACAAUCGCAACUUGGUUGUGUUGUAUAAAUCUGUUAUAAAUGACGGGCUCCAGCUGGACUUGGAACAUGCUCGAGCUCUUGAAAAGGAAAGAGCUCAUGACUAUUACAAUGGUAUGACAAAAGAGCAAUUCGCAAGUAUGCAGAAAUUUAUACAGGGCCGGAGUUCGAAGCCACCAUCAAAGCUGUGAUGAUAUAUGUUCUGUACCACUGUAUGUACCGAAAUAUCAAUGUACUGUAUACAUCCACUGAAGUGUUCAAUGACCUGAAAGAAAAAUAAACACUGCCAAUGUUGCAUACAAAGAAAGUACCAUCUUCACAUGUGUUAUUGGAAGAGUAUCGCAGCCUAUGCUGCUGUUUUCUGUUC